AAAGAGACGGCGUGUCUAGCCUGAUUCUCCAGCGGGUCCCGGGGAACUGACUGGCGGCGUUUUGGGAUUAGAUGUGCCCGUGAGCCGCAAUCUCUUUACCACUUUCCUUACAAGGGAGGAAGACUCCCCUCACUUUCGCCCCCCUAGGUCCCGCGCUUGUCUCUCGAGUCUCACUGAAGUGUGCACCGCGCCGUGGGCUCCGAGACCAGUGUGGUGCCAAGGAGCCCAGAGAAGACCCCAGCUCAGCCUCUGCCGUGCCGCCGUUACCUGUGUGACUUUAGGUUUCCUGGGGCCGUGUAACCACGGAGCCAGCACUUGCGCCCUGCUGCAGCGAUGAGCCCCCCCAGGCUGCCCCUGAGCCAGCGGAUCCUCCGACCCCUUCUGUGGAGUUGGGGGAAGAAAAGGGCCUUGGAACCCCUGCUUCUCCAGAACAGUUCGGAGAAGCCCCUGUGGAGGAGGUGGUUAUUGGUGAAGAAGAGCAGGAACCCACCCCAAUUGAGAGCUUCCUCGACAUAGAUGGGGAAGCUCCCGCAUUUGUAGCUGGAGAAGUUCCCGAAUUGGGUCCUGAAUAUCCAGUGGAGGAAGUCUUGAUGGAGCCCAUCCCAGAAUGUGAAGGAUACUAUUCCUGGAACUACAAUUUCUCCCAGCCCCCUCGCCUUCUUAGUGGGUCCUGGUCAGAGUUUAGCUUUCAACCGGAGAACUUCUUAAAAGGCUGUAAAUGGGCCCCAGAUGGCUCCUGCCUCUUGACCAACAGUGCUGACAACACCCUUCGUAUUUAUAACCUACCUCCAGAGCUGUAUAAUGAGGAGGAAGAGCUCAAGAAUGCAGAAAUGGUCCCAGUUCUGCGUAUGGCGGAAGGUGACACUAUCUAUGAUUACUGUUGGUAUUCUCUGAUGAAUUCAGGCCAGCCAGACACAUGCUUUGUGGCCAGUAGCAGUCGUGAGAACCCUAUCCACAUCUGGGAUGCCUUCACUGGGCAGCUCCGGGCCUCUUUUCGUGCCUACAAUCACCUGGAUGAGUUGACUGCAGCCCAUUCUCUUUGUUUCUCCCCUGAUGGCUCAAAGCUCUUUUGUGGCUUCAAUAGAACUGUACGGAUCUUCUCUACAUCCCGACCUGGUAGACAAUUUGAAACACGACCCACAUUUGCCAAAAAACAGGGCCAGAGUGGGAUCAUUUCAUGCAUCGCAUUCAGCCCAACCCAACCUCUCUAUGCCUGUGGCUCCUAUGGCUGCUCCCUUGGUCUGUAUUCCCAGGAUGAUGGUUCUGCUCUUGCUCUGUUUUCGGGGCAUCAUGGGGGCAUCACCCACCUUUGCUUCCAUCCUGAUGGCAACCGUCUCUUCUCAGGGGCCCGAAAGGACACUGAGCUCCUGUGUUGGGAUCUCCGGCAGCCAGGCCACCUUCUUUUGUCCUUGACCCGAGAAAUCUCUACUAAUCAGCGUAUCUACUUUGACCUGGACCCGACAGGACAGUUUCUAGCAAGUGGCAGCACUGAUGGCAUUGUGUCUGUAUGGGACAUCAAUAGGGCUGGGGAAACACAGCUGGAGCCACUGAUGAGUUUUCUGCCUCAGAAGGACUGCACAAAUGGCAUUAGUCUCCACCCAAGCAUGCCUCUGCUGGCCACAUCCUCUGGCCAGCGUGUUUUCCCUGAGCCGACAAACAGUGAGGAUGAAGAAGGGCAGGCGAAGGGGGUUCCCCUGCUCUCUCUGAGCCAUGCCCAUCCUGACUUUCGCCUCCAGCUGUGGUGGUGUGGGGGUGCUUCAGAUCUAGAAACUCCUGACUGCAAAGAAAUGGGGAAAGAAGAUGGUCCAGGGGAGGGAGAAUGUGGGGUUGUAUAAAAGGUUUUCCUAGA
Monodelphis domestica (gray short-tailed opossum) is the source of this 1849-nucleotide messenger RNA. It is a transcript of the gene WRAP53, whose product is annotated as WD repeat containing antisense to TP53. Gene Ontology annotation, molecular function: protein binding; RNA binding. The record is from RefSeq and is a predicted model, not a curated record. Gene Ontology annotation, cellular component: Cajal body. NCBI's taxonomy places the organism in Eukaryota, Metazoa, Chordata, Mammalia, Didelphimorphia, Didelphidae. Gene Ontology annotation, biological process: Cajal body organization.